AUGCCUAUAGAUGAAAUUGUGGCACUGAGUAAGGAAUUUGACUCAGAAAUCAACAUGCAACAAGAAAGUGAGAUGCCCCUGCAAAGAUACAAAUGGAAGAUAUCAUCAGACAGCCCAGAGGAUGGCCUCCUCACCUCCUGCGCUUGGGACCCACGCAUCCGAGGCUCCUUCUACUACAACUCCGGCUUCAGCGUCACACUCUCCAAGGCACGGGCGUUCGUUGUUGACAUGCAACGUCUCCGCGACCGCAACCCGGACAUGUUUUGUGCUGCCCUCGACUCCAAGGUGGGCGUGGUCAUGCGGUACGUCAAGGCGUCAUCGGCUUAUCUUGGUAAAAAGAAGGACUCGGUCGACUUCGACAUCAUCUACUACCGGAGCCACACAAAUGGCAUGCCGCGUGUGCACGCCGACGUGGUGGACGAGAUUGAGCAGAUGGCGCUACGCAAGUACAGCGGCCUCCCGCAUUGGGGCAAGAACCGCAACUUUGCCUACGAUGGUGUCAUCGCAAAGUACCCGAAAGCUCAUGAGUUCCUUAAAGUGAAAAAUAGGUACGACCCCGCCGGGCUCUUCUCCAAUGAGUGGACUGACCAAGUACUCGGUAUCAAUGAAACUCCCAACAUCAUCAAAAAGAGUUGCGCCAUCGAAGGACUCUGCGUCUGCUCCAGUGACUUACAUUGUGCUCCGGAGCAGGGCUACUUAUGCAAGCCAGGGAAGGUGUACAAAGAGGCUCGAGUCUGCUCGUUCAUCAGGGAUUAUUGGAGGUGA
This is a messenger RNA of Triticum aestivum (bread wheat), 765 nucleotides long. Its product is annotated as probable truncated L-gulonolactone oxidase 7, mitochondrial. Gene Ontology annotation, cellular component: membrane. Gene Ontology annotation, molecular function: D-arabinono-1,4-lactone oxidase activity. Bases 1 to 765 code for a protein of 254 amino acids. The record is from RefSeq and is a predicted model, not a curated record. NCBI's taxonomy places the organism in Eukaryota, Viridiplantae, Streptophyta, Magnoliopsida, Poales, Poaceae. The transcript has 2 exons.